Didymella exigua CBS 183.55 is the source of this 594-nucleotide messenger RNA. RefSeq lists its product as uncharacterized. The transcript has a single exon. The record is from RefSeq and is a predicted model, not a curated record. The annotation marks the transcript as partial. Lineage: Eukaryota; Fungi; Ascomycota; Dothideomycetes; Pleosporales; Didymellaceae.
AGUCGCAAGCCAGAGUUCGGCAUAUUUGUCGACGCUGACGCUGCAAACGCCCCAUUCUUUCCGUCCCCAAAGAAGCUCAAGUUGAAUGAGCGCGUUCCCCUUGCGAUCAGAUCUGAUUCUGGGAAUAUGACUCCGGCUUCUUCUCCACGCAACUCUAACAUCCCCUUGCCGGUCGCACCCUCUGACACGCUGUGGGAGAACAUCGAGAACUACGACCCUCGUCCGCGCUACACGACGCCUCCUUCUACACCACGUAGUUUGUCGCCGACUCCAUCGCCAUCGCCACACCCAUCUCCGUAUCGUCCUGUUCGUACAUAUCGACCUCGCCGGGCUCAGCGAGCUCCUUCUUCUAGGCCACUACCACCGCCCAAGGACUUGACCCUGUACACGGCGCUCGACCUCAAUACCUGGACAGUAACUACGGAAGAGAUCAAGGCAGCACACCAUAAGUACGCCCGUGAACAUCACCCAGAUAAGGUUGCUCCAGAACAGCGCGAGGAGGCUACGCACCUGAUGCAGACUGCCAACGCCGCUGCGGAGGUGCUCUUGGACAGCAGGCGUCGCAGGGCGUAUCACAGCAGCGGAAGGCUUCCU